AUGGACAGCAACAAAGACCUCCUCGCGAAAGCACAGGAGUACUCGUCUAGCAAUGUCGACCUCUACGAGCUGCUGCAGAUCCACACUACAAUAACCGAAGAGAAGGAGAUUCGGCGUGCGUGGCGCAAACAGUCGCUUAAUUACCACCCGGACAAGCUCAAGGACGCAUUCGACCCCGAGAAAUGGGAGCUCAUCGAGACGGCGCGCGACAUCCUCCUCGACGCCGCCGCCCGCGCCGCCUACGACAACGCCCGCAAGGCAGUCCUCCUGCGCAAGGCCGAGCGCGACCGCGUUCAGGGACAGCGAAAGCGCCUGAUCGACGAGCUCGAGGCUGCGGAGCAGGAGGGGAAAAGACAGAAGCUUGCCGAGGAGGAGCGCGCACGCGAACUCGAACGUGAACGGGCGCGACUCGUUGAAGAGGGACGCCGGCGCAUGGCAGAGGAGGCGGAGCGGUUCAAGAGGGAAAACCUCGAGCGUUUGGAGAGGGAGAGAGAGCCCGACGAAUAUGACGAGAAGCUGGCCGAGUUACAAAGGCGGCUCGAUGAGAAGAAACGUCUCAAGGCUGAGAAGAAGGCGAAGAAGAAGGGUGGUGUCACCAACGGCGCUGACUCCGCCGCGGCACCGAACACAUCGAAUACCCCUGCUCCAGCACCGGCACCAGUACCAAAGGCACCGGUCAAAUGGGAGGAUCUCAAGGCGCGGAUGAGCGCAGCACAGAGACUCAAAGAGGCCAAGAAAGCCGCCGAGGCUGGGCUGGCGACAGAGGAAGAGGUACAGCAGAGAUACGAGGCACUCAGGGCUCUGGACCCGAAUCGUACAGACUGA
Messenger RNA from Colletotrichum spaethianum, 825 nucleotides. Its product is annotated as pre-mRNA-splicing factor CWF23. Gene Ontology annotation, biological process: spliceosomal complex disassembly. The record is from RefSeq and is a predicted model, not a curated record. Bases 1 to 825 code for a protein of 274 amino acids. NCBI's taxonomy places the organism in Eukaryota, Fungi, Ascomycota, Sordariomycetes, Glomerellales, Glomerellaceae. Gene Ontology annotation, cellular component: spliceosomal complex. The transcript has a single exon.